Messenger RNA from Prorocentrum cordatum, 980 nucleotides. The record is from the annotation of a GenBank genome assembly. Lineage: Eukaryota; Dinophyceae; Prorocentrales; Prorocentraceae.
GAAGGGAUGAGUGGGAGGGGGUUGGCGUCAGAUGUGGCGCGAGCACGCCUCGCUUGCCCUCCCCCUCUCUGCCCUCCCCUCCCUCUCCCCCUUCUCUCCCGGUCGCGCACGGCGGCGUUCUGGCGCAGCCGGUGCAGAUCGUGCCGCCCCCGGCCGAAAGCGAGUACGUGUCGUCGGACGCGGUCUUCGGGCGAGGAGGCGCCUCGCCGGCGGGCGGCGAGCGCUGGGGCGAAAGCGAUCCGCAGCCGCACCCGAUGGACGUCCUUGGCUCCCAGCUGGCUGGGCGCCAGGAGACGCCAACGUUCGCGGAUGUAGGCGCGAGCCACGGCGCGGCGGCGUCCGCGGACCACGAGCCGGAAUUCGCCGCCGGCGCGAGCCACGGCGCGGCGGCGUCCGCGGACCACGAGCCGGAAUUCGCCGCCCCCUCCAGGCAGCCUCCAUGGGCCCGCCCUGCGGGCAGACCUGCCUUUCCGGAGCUGUCCAGGGCCGGCGAUGACCUCCGGAGCUGCGCCGCCAAUUGGAAGUCGAAGGACCGCGAGAACUGCACGGCUUUCAACGCCCCCCUCGACGCCCUGUCCCAGUUCCUGCAGCAGCAGCAAGACCAGCAGAAGUUCCGGUGAUGGCGGCCGCCGACGGUUGUUUGCACGAGCGGUCAUGGGAAUUGAUGAUGAUGAUGACGAGGACGAUGAAGUAUGAUGCCCUCCCCCGUGUGAGCAGGACACCGCCACAGUAAGCCAAGGCAAUGUCCUGGCACGCUACGCGGUACUCACUGUACAGCUUCUGCCCGCCCGCUCAGCUGCUCCCUGUACCCCAUGCCCCUCCUUUGCUUGGCAGCUCUGAGUCUGGGGCUCACUGGCCUCCUUCCCCCGCCCCCUCCCACCUGCAUGCUCCUCGCCACCGCCGGCCCGCAAAACGAGCCCGCGAGCGGGCGCCGCGGGCCCCGGAGCACGCGGCCCGGUGCGGCGCCCCGCCCGCGCCCG